Messenger RNA from Daphnia carinata, 12053 nucleotides. RefSeq names its product mucin-19-like. NCBI's taxonomy places the organism in Eukaryota, Metazoa, Arthropoda, Branchiopoda, Diplostraca, Daphniidae. Gene Ontology annotation, cellular component: plasma membrane; exocytic vesicle. Gene Ontology annotation, molecular function: neurexin family protein binding; small GTPase binding. Bases 16 to 11607 code for a protein of 3863 amino acids. Gene Ontology annotation, biological process: intracellular protein transport; exocytosis. The record is from RefSeq and is a predicted model, not a curated record. The transcript is spliced from 16 exons.
GCCCUUGUGCCGGAAAUGAAACCCAGUGAGGUGGCCGCUGUCGCCCCCACGUCACCGAUCCGAAAGUGCCGGCAUGACGAGAGAGCGCCGCCGAGGACAACGCCCCAAUCUUCCACCGAUUACGACAUACCGUGGCGUUCGUACACGGACGCUGAGCGCAUUCACAUUUUGACUGUCCUGCGUCGCGACGUGGAACUCCGUCAAAUCGAACUGGAACGCGUACGCCGUUUAAAGACGGAGCUGCAGUUCCUGAGGAAGAAAGGCGCCCUGAAGACGUGCACGACAGAGUCUCAGGCGGUGACAAUAGCGGCUGGAACAGCCGCCGAUCCUCACAACGGACGAUGCUGCGCACGAUGUCGGACCGGCCUCGGCCGCAUCAUCAAUCGCGGCGCCCUCUGCAAAUCCUGUCGCCAGCGGGUCUGCAAAGCCUGCCGUGAAUACAAUGUGCCAAAAGCUUCCGGUUCCACUGGCGGCACCGACUGGGUCUGCACCGUUUGCUACAAAACAGCCAGAUCGGUGGAAGCGGCUACGGGUGAAUGGAUGAAUUCUUUUAUACGACGGCCUAGCCGGCAGCGAUUCAGCAAAGAUGGGGUCGAUGCUGGAGACAUUGUGGCCAGGGGCAUCCGACGCAGCUGGACAAUAUCAAAUCCGUCCAGCUCGAAAGAAGAAGGAGGCAUUUCGACGGAACGGGUCCAAGUUUACCAUCAACAACAGUCGCCACAGCUGCACCGCCAGCGAUCGACGAUGGCCAAACAACAACAAGAGCAAGGAGCCGGCAAUAAGGCGACGGACGACGAGAAUCGACCUCCUACAGCUGCAGGUGCAGGAGGUGGAGGAGGCAAUGGCGGCCUUGUGUGGGAGCCUCGCGAUCCGCCGCUCCAGUACAGCAUCAUCGCGCAACAGCAGCAACAACAGCAACAGCAGCAGCAGCAGCAGCAGCAGCAGCAGACGCACAAUCACGGCGUGAUCAAGUCACGCUUGGAGCCGAGACGCUCGGCCAGUCUUUCCCAGGCCGAUUUGGUCACCUACGACGGGAAAGUGCUCGGCCGUCUCCAUCCGCACCCGAGUCAAUCACCUCAGCGUCCUCCGCCGCCGCAAGAAUCGGCCGCCAAUCGCUACCAAGAGUAUUACGAAACCAAGUACGAAAAACCCGUCCGGCGCGGAUUAACUCCCGACGUCGGGCCGGGCAUGGGUGGCCAACAGCAACAGCAGCAACAGCGGGGCCGGCCGAUUCUACCUGGAAUCGAUGUCGACACCAUUUGGAAAUCCAGAUGGAGAUCGACGUCGCCUCCUCCGGCGCCCGUCGACGAUUGGCUGCCCAUCAAACCGCCUCAACUCGCCUGGGCCAAACCCGUCCAGCUGCCGGCCAUGGUCGAAUUGCGGAGCAGCAGGAAGACGUCGCGGAUACCCCUGCCGCACAAUCCGAUGGCCAAUCCCAUGGCCAGGAGCAUGUCCGGCGACAUGGAUCACAUGAUCUACCUGGAACGGGACCUGCCGGCCGACGCGCGGGUCAUGUUCCGCGAGAGGACGCGCAGCAUCGACCGAGGCCUGGCGCAGCACCACCACCACAAUCAGCAUCCGCAUCAUCAGCACCAUCCGCGCAUGGCGUACAAAACAUACGAGGAGGAACUGGCCGACUACCACGGCCGGACGGGCAGUGUCGAUCGUUUAGCCAGCGGCAGUCAUCGAGGCCGGCCGAGAACCAUCCGAAUGGGCACGCAGAGCCAUCAAGUCGGACGGAGCGUGCCGGCGUCGUUGGAGCGACGCCACAACGAAGAUCGCUCCAGUAGCCGCAGACGGCCGGAAAGCGGAGAUUCCAGCAACUCAUCCGGCACGCGUCAGCAGAGCUCUUCGCGAAGGGGAAGCAGCUCGACGGCCGACGUCAGCAACGAUACGGCCGGCGGGAAGUCGGCCUCGCGGAACAGCAACGUCAAUCGCGUCUACAUCGACGGCCAACAUCAAGAGCCAGAGCCGGUCGUCUUGCGCAAUCCAUCCUCGUCCGCCAUCCGCGUCACGAUGACGGACACCCGAUCGCUCAAACGGCCGACAAACAACAGAGGCGGACAAUCUCAGGCUCAUCUGCAUCAGAUGAGCGAAUCAUCGACGAUGCCGCGGAUGAGCAAACGGCACGGCCUCGCCCACAGCCCGCACCGAGUGAUGGGCGUCGUCCAGCCUCAACACCAUCACCACGCUGGAACGACGACCGUCUACCUGGCUCAAGAUCAAGAGUCGCAACAAGGCGCGCCGUCGUCUGUCCGCCAUCACGCCAUCGAGGUGGAGCCGCAGCACGGCGCCUACCGCAACAAGACGACGACCAAGCGCAUCAAGACCGACGCCGAUGGACAAGGUCAAAAGCCAUCGAUCAAGAAGGCCGUCGUCAGUCCAAUCAAGAGGACAACAACGCGGACAACGGAGGACAGGAUAACGCUCACCAAAGAAGUGAGGGAAGUGGGUAACUCUAGCAAUACGUCGAGAAUCGCGACGGUGGCGCCCAUGUCGAUCGUGACGGCCGAACCGGCGCAAAUCGUCGUCGAUUACGGCGACGGACGUGAAGACGAGGAGGAAGGCUCGGUCAUGACGAUGAUGCAAGACGCGUCCGUACAAACCAGCGAAACGGGCCAAGAUUAUCAGGAAACGGACGACGAACGAAGCGACGUGACGGUUCGACAGAGGAGGCCUCCGGAAGAGGAGGAAGAAGACAUGGGCGUCGGUGCGGGUAGAGGUGCAGGCGGGUCGGACGAAUCCGACGGCACCAACGAAGAGAUUUCGCGUUGCACGAAAAGGACGAAUCGCGAACAGCAAUCGAGCGAGCAACGAACCGUGACGGCGCAGAGUCAAACGUACCCCAACAGCAGCGACACGGCCAGCGAAAUCGGCGGCCUCCUGGACAGCGAUAAAAUGCAUCCGGAAGGCGACGAUUACAAGAUCGUCUUCAUCAGCUCCGACUCGUCCAAAUCCGGCGAUUCGCUAGAGGGCAGUUUCGACGAGAUGGCCGGCGAGCAUUUGCACAGCCAUUCGCGUCAGACGUCCAGCAGCAUGCACGACUCCGAGUCGGCCGCCGGAUUCAUCGACGAAAGCGACUGGGAUUUCUUCGCCGCUAGAGGGCAGCAGCAGCCUCAACCGCCUCUUGCCGCCGUACCUAUUCAACAACAACAGUUACCGGAACUGCAACAAUUGCAAGCUACUAAACCGGCAUUACCAGUCACUGUCACCAACACGGGCACUUGUUCCAGUUCCGGUUCGGCUAUCGUUCGUCUGCGUGGCGUAGCGACCACGGAUGACAGCAGUCAACGGUCAUCGUUCGGCAUCGAGUCGCCGAGGACCUUUAUGAUGGAUGAUUUCAACUACGGCUGGACGAGUGCCGAUGAAACAGUCAGUCAGCGCGGGUCAACCAUCGACGAUUGUUUACCUUGGUCCAGCAUGGUGACGUACGCCUCCCGCCAAGUGCAGACCGACUUCGACGCUAGUAGUGUCAGUGUGGAUUUCGAAGCCGAAACGUUCAAUUCCGAGUACGAGAGCAUGAGCCAUUUUAUCAGAGACGGACCACCUCCGCCACCUCCUCCACCGUCUCACAUGAUGACGGAACAUUUCGUGCCCAUUUGGCAGGUGCCGGCCAGUUCGCGUUCCAGCACUCACAGCCUUCAUUCGCUUCUCAGUGAAACGACGGCAACGAAUCAGAGCUCUGCUGGUGGUAGUAAGCUUCGGAGCUAUUUCAGCCGUUCUGAUUCCAAAAGAUCCAGCGGUGAACGUUCGGUGGAAGAGCUCAGCUAUCACGAUCACAUCCUCUCGCUUGAACCUACCAGCAACAGCUUUAUUUCCAGCUUGUAUUCUCCAGAAGGAAUGGCUUUGCCUGGUUUCCAGGAAUACCGUGAUCGAAUCUUCACCGAGAUCCAGGCUUAUACGGCCAAAGGUGACUGGAACUUGACGAAUGCCAUGUCUUCUCCGGUUCCCAGUUCACCAGAACUACUGCGUAAUACGACACACCGACAGGGCAAUGGCCGACCGGGCAGUGGCAAUUCCAGUUGGCUAGCCGGUCCCCUGCUGGGCAAAAUCAACAACACCUAUCGAAUUCGACCGACAGGUUCGCGAGUUGCGGUUGCUCCGGCCGCCAAGAGGUGGCGCUGCACUGCCUCUGGUGACAUUUCGCCGCCAGCUGUUCAUGCAAGCGAAGUUUCAGCAUCUGCGCCACGAAUCGACUCGGUCCAACUGAGUCAGCAGUGUAGCCACGCUUUACCCGACCAGCAGCUUCGUGCUAGAGAAGAAAACGGACACUUUCACUUGAAUGGUCAGAAGGGCAAUCACGCCAGUCGACCAAGCACCAGCACCAACACCAACAACAUUCGUCUUCCAUCUCCGUCUUCCCGAGUAGAAAGUCGUAGUAGUGCUGCCUUAGUGCCCCAAUCGAUACAAAGCAGUGCCGCCCCUAUUGAUAAUCAAAGCACAACGUUCGUGACAGUGAAUCAGCAUCCACCAGAGGAGGUAACAUUGCCAGUCCAUUCCAGUUCGUCCCAACAAAGCUAUACCAGUGAUCAUUCAUUACUGUGUGUAGCAGAAGCUGCUGCUGCCAACACAUCGGUGCAAGCAAAUCCAAGCCUUCAACGAAAUCUGUCCAGUCAACAAGCUCAAGUGGUUGAAAGUAGUCCACCUUGGAAAUCUGGGCCACCUCAUCGUACACAAACACCUCCUCCUCCCACACUCCCACCACCAGCAGCUGUUGGCGACCAUUCAUCGUCGCCACUGUCUUCAGCCAUCGACGGCUCAGUGGCCAUCGUCGCCAAAACGAGUAGCAAUGCUACGAGCGCUGGGGGCCCGUACUGCCCCCCUUUCCCUUCGGUCGCCACCAGCACCACGGCCGCCGCCGCCGAGGAGCCGAUGGAGAUUCACGACGACGACGAUGUAAUCAGCCAUUGUUGUGCUCCGCCGCUCUCAGCCGCUUCCUGCCCCCACAUUAACAGCCCCCGGGCGCCCCUACCGCCGCCAGAAUCAGCUGGCCUUGAUUCCCCUCCUCUGACUCCUCUCACACUGCAGCCGCCCCUUUCUCCUGGCCCAGUUGCUGCACUCACUGGAACGUCUGACGGGAAAAACGAAGACGAAAUAGAAGAGGACAUUGCCCAACUCGGGCCCGAGUGUCCAUUCAACGUCAUGCCUCAUUUAUAUUCCGUCAACGGACAUCACGAAGAUGAUGGAAAUAAAGAAGGGAAGGAAGUGAAAUCCUUUGUUGUGGCCACCACCACCGCCACCCAACCGAAAGGGGUAGAAAUAAUACGGUCAGUUGUGCUACAUCCCAAUGACACAACUCUGGUAGCCUCGGGUGCUUCGUUCGCCCCGAGAGCUCCCUGGCAGCAACACGAGCAAGACGUAACGGCAAACGACAACCACGACGACCAACAGGCACACGGUGCGGCCAACCAAGGAGGAAAAAUAGUCGAAGGCAACGCCAUGUCCAGCCCGGAACGGGCCUCUUCAUCGUCUCUGUUGACACCGCCAUCCAGCAGCAACAGCAGCUCACGUUUCGAAGUGUUAGCAGCCGAAUUGUCUUCUCCUGCUGGCCUUACUCACAACGAAGGCAAGGGUCGGCCACUUCGCCUCUUGAGCUCCGAUUCGGAUGUGACGGAAACGACUAGCGGUGACGAUGACAGUAGCAACGGAGCUGGCGGCGGAUUCGACACAGAUUCCCAGCAGGAGACCGUACUAGGAGGUCUGAACAGCGCCGCCUACAACGACCUGCGCCAAUUCGCCAUCAAACAAUCGAGCAGCCAAAAGGAAGUGGCUGCGACUGUUGCCAAUUCAGUUCCAUUGGAUCCACAAUCGGACACGGAUAGUUCCAGUUCCAUUAGCAGCCAACAACCGCCAGCGAAACGAAGCAGCGGCGGUGGGAGUAGCGUCACUGCAUCGCCAGUCCUUAGCGACGGCCGGCUAACGCCGCGCAGACAGUACACCAGCUACGUUCUCAUCAAGGGUGGCAAUAGCGGAAAGACGAGCAGCGGAAGUAGCAGUGAUCACGUGAUUAGCGACGAUGAGAGCGGCGUGACCGUCACUCUUCCCAGAGAGCCCGUAACGGCGGCGUGUGUCGUCGAGGUCCCAGCGCCGUCGCCUACGGUAGUUGAUUGGACGGCCGGAGAAGGAGGCGGAAGCGAUUCGGAAACGAACGAAGAGUCAGGCUCGUGUGUCACGAUAUCUGGCAAUGGCGUCCUGACAGAUCACGAUUUGGCUACCAGCGACGAAGACGAUAUGAACAGCGAAACGAAUGGCAUGUCGUCGAAAUUAGCCAAGUAUUUUACGUAUGAACUGGAAUCGACCGCUGGCUACACGGCCGAUAAUUCUGCCCGCAAACAACCGGUCGUUCACCGCAAUCCAAUUGAAAUGCGAUCUCCUUCUUCGCCCGAUCCUUACAGCGGCCUUAACGAACGAGAAGAACUGGAUGAAGAAGAAGAAGAGGUCAGCCUCACAUCCAUAGAAGAUCAAGAUGCGUCUCAGUCUCACAGCAUGGAACAAGAAACGCUUCACUACGAGUCUGAUCCGUCCGACUCUCGUUUGGAUUCCAUCAACGACGACGGAGAGUCGCUCUACUCCGAAUCCGGCGCCUCCUCCAGCGACGAAGUCUACAUGGACCAGGAAGAGGAGUUGAGAGGUUACAAUCAAAGAGCCAUCGACUUCACUUUGCACACGAUCCUGGAGGAGAGCUGCGAGGAGAGCGACGGCGGAGGAGAGAGGAGGUCUCGAAUGGGCGGAGACCGUCGCAGCAAAGAGCCGUCGGAACUGGAAAAGUAUUUCACUCAGGGUCUCGGCUCCAACUCGAACGCUGGUGCCCACGAUCAGGAUGGCACCGGCCCCAAAAGGAGAACGAGUUUCGCCAACGAAGAGAGCGAAUACAGCGACACGUUCUCCGAGACGUCCAGUUCCAUCUACUCGGAAGGCAGAAGCGGUGGCGAAGAAGAAGAUGAAACCGAUCCGGUUGAACUGGCGUCAUCGCGCCUCGAAAAAUAUUUCCGCACCAAUUUUCUCGGCCUGGAAGGUGCCGGUGGUCACGGCAACAGGUCAGAAAUGUUGGGCCAGCCCGGAAACAACACCUCGUCAGAUGGAAGCGAAAGCGUUGGCAGUGACAGCGAAGGGCAUCCGAGCCCGGAGCAGCAACGCCGCAAGAAGGUGAUGAAGACGCGCGGCCUACGAGGCCAUCAGAUGCAAGCCGCAGAUUGGAGCCGAUCGAGUCUUGUUGGCAGCGACCUCGAUGACGGUGGCCAGUCCGACAGUCUCUCCACAGAUCCCGAUUCUCUGCCGCUGGACAGCCUUCACGAUCAUUCGCUGUCCUCGUCUCCAUCCGGAGAUGAUGUCGACGACGACGAUGAGGAAGAAGAGGAGAUUGUCAUGGAGAAGACGGACGGCCAGUUUGACACCAUCAAGCGGCGUAAGAAGAAGCGGAGCGCCGGCGACGCUAAUCAGCAGGCCGUGGAGAAGCAGAUGGCCAUCAUAGAGGAUCAGGCAUCUUUGCAGCAGGCUAACGUUACCGCUGACGAUAUGGAAAAGACCCUGGAAACUGUCAAUGACCAAACGAAGAAUCCGCAAGAGCCUCCACCGGCGGCUGUCGUUGCCGAUGAGAUUCAAACUGCCGCCGUUGCUGUCGCUGCCGCACCCGCUUCCGCCGGCGGUUUGGACCCUAAUUGCCCGCGCAAGUAUCAGAGCCGCGAUAGCGGAUUUGUCGGCAGCUGCGACGACCUGCUCAACGACUCGCAGAAGGGCAUCCGCCAGCGGCUGUCGUCCGAGUCGGGCGGCAGCUCGGACGGAGCUACCGACGAAAAAACGAAAAAAUCCGCCGCUGCAUUGGCACCUUCCGCCGACAACGAUUUCGCCGGAUCGAACACAACGUUGGUUAACAAACCAGACGAGAGCGAUUCGAAAUCGGGUAAAAGCGUGGGAAGUAGCGGCUCUUCUGGCGACCACGGCGGAUCACUGACGUCCACCUCGCAGUCGUCCAAGAGCGGCAAACUCAGCCGGAAGGACAGUUUCAACAACUGGAGCUCGGACGAGGAGACGAACCUCAUGAUGAACAAGAUGCGAGCCUUUUUCCGCAACAUGGUCUCUGGCGGAGGAGACGGCGGAGGGGAGAAGGUCAAGCCGCCUCAGUUGGUCGUUUUCGAAACCGAGUUGACCCGCCUCAUGAAAUCCGUGCCGGGCAUCAACGACCAGCAAGUCAAGGAGAUUGUCGAGUACCUGAGUAGCGAGGACACGUGGAGUGACAGCUACGACUCUUCCGACUACACGAGCAGCGACCUGGAAGCGGCCGGAGCCGUCCUGGACCAAUCGACCUUAUUGCCUGAGCUCUUGGGCGCCGACAGGUCGGAUCUCCAACAACAGAUCUCGGCCAGCUGUCAGGAAAUCAUCGAGAAAUUCGAUCUCGACCGGAGCCCCGACGGAUCGCAUUUGCAAAUCGACGCCGUCGGCUCCGCUCCGUGGCUUCAUAUGGGCCAAGUUGACGACGCGAGCAACUCUCUUAACAAAGAAACCGCCUUCGUUUACCAACGACUUGUCAAUUCUCUGAUGCGUUUGAACAGUGGACCAAAGCAGCCGGCCACUAGCACAACAGCGUCAUCAGUGGCACCUGCCACAGCUGGACCGAGCUCGGAGGAGGCUUCCACUAGCCAACAACAGCCGCAUCAAAACUCGCCGCCCAUGAUCGCAAAAGUCUUGCAUCACAUUGGUAACCGUCUCGUGGCAUUAAUGCACGAAGUCUCAGCCAGUAGCCCGGACACGACUUCGCAUUCCGGCAGCCUGGACGAAGAUGCACAAUCCGCCAGCCGUUUGAAAGAACUCCGAUUGGCUGCUCACUUUGAACCGGUGACCUCCAGUCCACGUUUGCCAAAGGUCGGCCGUUUGUACGUCAGCAACAAAGACCAUCACAGUUGCGAUGAUAAACGAUCGCUAUCGACCAGCAUCGACUCUGAAGACACUCCAACCGACACGGAACAGUCGCCCGACUCGUCGGACGACAGCCGGAAUCGCAAGAAGAACGGCGACGCUUCCAACAGCAACAUCAAAUACGGAUUCGAGAGCUUGCACACUUAUGAGAAACGGAUGUCCUCCUCGUUGCCUCCUCAAUUGGUAGCCAUUGAGCAACAACAACAGCAGCAGCAACAACAACCCCGUAGUAGCAGCAGCAGCCUCCGUGGAGAUGGAUUCGCUUCUCUUCCGGAGGAGAUCAGCCGCAGCAGUGGCAGUUUCAUUAGCGGCGGCUCUCGCAGCCUCAAAGCCCGUCUCGCCGAACGUGCCCGAACACUCGAGGCCGAACGGAGACGGAUGGCCGAGGAGCAGCAGCAGCAACAACAGCAGCAGUUGCAAGAAAUGAGCGUUUCCGCCGCGGCCGCUGCCGCCGUUUCCGUCGAAGAAGACCCCGCCGACGAGGAUCGUUUCUACAAGAAAGCUCGCAAACUUCCACGCUUUUCCCUAUUCGCCCGGACGUCGCGAGAGAGCGCCAACAGAGAGGCUCUCCAGUCGUCCAGCAGCGGCGUCUCGGACAUUGCCGAAGAGAAGGAAGACGAGUUUUCCGGCUGGCGUAGCAGUUUCGAGUCGGCCAUCGCGGCCGAUUCGCGGACCAAACUCUCUUUGGAAGCCAAAAGGCGGAGUGCUGGAUCGGCGUCAUCGAGCGAGCUGUUUGCAAGCACGGGCGAGUUGCUAGACCGAGAUUCUUCACGCGGAUUGCGUGUCCGCGGUGCUUCAGCCGGCCACUCGUCCAAGUUCUCGCUUCCGAACCUUCUCGAGAGAGACGCGGUGCGGAUGGCCAGAGAGCGCGACAGAGAGCGAUCGGCCAGCAGCGACGUUUUGCUCUCGACUUCACCAGCAGCCAGCAGCGCCAUGCUCUCCAGCGUUGCCGAUCAACAGAGCGGAGACGGCGAAGAUGAGGAUGGCGGAUGGGAUCGUUUGGUCAUCACCCGUCUCUCUUCCAAGCGCCGUUCCAGCGUGCCGGACACAAGAGAAGAACGGGGAAGCGCCGAGGCGUCCGAGCCGCGGUCCACGACUCUGCCGCGCAGCGCCACCGCUUUGAGCGCCGUGGAGAACGAACUCGACUUGGGGUCGAGCUCGUCGCCCUCCAUUUCUGCCUCGACGGCCGGCGUCAAGAAAUCCCUUUCGCUCUUGCUGAGUCACACGGCCAGCAAUUCCGCAUCGGAGACGAGCCUCAACACGUCAAACGAUGCCACACCAGUCCGUUCGGCCCGUUACAGGCCUCCUGGAUUCCGAAGCCACACUACAGCUUCACCGCAUAACCACCAAGUGGAAACGAUCCCCAAAACUCCUCAGCGCAGUAGUACACCUCAACGUGCUCCAUCUGCCCCCAGGCUGGGUGCCGAAUCUGUCACCCCGCGUUCGUCAGGAUCGGCGGCCUCCUUAUCCAGUCGGCGGAACGUUCGUUCCAUGCUAGCAGAUGAGAGGAGAGAACCAUACUCGUCGAGUCCUUCCUUUGUCCGGGAGGGUCUACGUACGAGCGUAGCCAGCAGCGCGGCCAGCGGCGAGUCCUUCUCCAGUGUAUCAGCCUCUGAUACGCUGGACGAUAGCGAAUUAUCCGUCACGACAGUCAACAAUAAAGCCCGCAGCGCUUCUCUUUCCGCACUUGGCACUCGCAGCGAUUCUAUGGCCAGCGUCUACUCGGCUGCAGGUGAGGCCCGUUACGGUACAGUGGCCGUCCGUGGAGAAAUCCAAUUUGGCUUGCAUUACAAUUACCGCCAGACUGCCCUAGAAGUUUUCGUGAAACAGUGCAAAGACCUGGCCCCUGUAGACACUAAGCGAAAUCGAUCAGAUCCGUAUGCUAAAGUCUAUUUGUUACCUGAUCGCUCCAAGAGCGGCAAAAGAAAGACCAAAGUCAAGAAACACACUCUAUCACCGAUGUUUGAAGAAAAUUUGAAGUUUACAACAUCGCUUUCCGAUUUGGAAAAUCGAACACUGUGGCUUACCGUUUGGCAUAGUGAUAUGUUUGGUCGUAAUGAUUUCCUCGGUGAAGUCACCUUACCACUCGCAGGGCGAAUCUUUGACGACCCGACACCACAUUGGUAUCAACUCCAAGAACGGUCUGAAAUGAUUGAGGAUCCCGGAGUGAUGCCGCUUUACCGCGGCGAUAUGAUUGUUGCGCUCAAAUACAUCCCGGGUGAAUCCUCACCGACCAAAAGAACAAAGAAAUCAAAAGGAGCUCUACAUGUAAUAAUUAAAGAGGCCAAAGGCCUUAUCCCUGCUAGACCCAACGGAAACAUUGAUGCUUUAUGCAAAGGGACACUUCUGCCCGAGAAGGGUAAAACCACGAAACACAAGACCAGCAUUUGUCGUAGGACAUCGAAUCCUGUUUGGAACUGCACCUUCAUUUUUGACGACAUCACUCAUCAAGAAUUGAAAGAGCGCGCUCUAGAAUUGGACAUUUGGAAUCACGACCGGUUGGCUACUAAAGAGUUUCUUGGUGGUCUCCGACUCAACCUUGGCACUGGUUUGUUCCAAGGAAAACCAGUGGAGUGGAUGGAUGCCAGCGGCAAAGAACUAACGCUCUGGCAAAGUGUCGUUGAACGUGCCGGAUUGUGGGUAGAGGGUUCCGUGCCCUUGCGCACAGCGAUGGAACGUCCAUCUGGCGAGUAGAAACACUACGGGUACAUCGAAGAAACAAGACAUUUUCAAACGCAUUAAGGUGUCACUCAAAUCCCGUGGCUUAUGCCUAAAACAAGUGGACACAACAAAAUUGGGCUUUAGAAGAAACGACCAUUGAAUAUUCCCCGUGCGAAACAUUCCAUUCGCAAAUAAUAGUGAAAAAAGACAAUAUUGCAUUCCGCAUCCAUUAUUCCAAAGCCUUAUCAAGAAAAACAGUCUUAGCGUUCGUCACGGUUAACGAAAAAUAAGUGAAUUAGCAAUGCAACGUCGCGAGCUGUUUUACAUUACAGCCUACUCUUGUUGUACAUAAAGAGGCGAACAUUUGGUCGUGCCAUUUGCAAUAUUACCAACUUCCAUCCGUUUUUGUUCUGACAUUUACACUUAUACUUCCUAAUGGAGAAAUCUCCCUUCUAACUGAUGUUUCCGCCUCUUCAGCU